AGGGGGGGGGAGGCUGCUGUGCACCCGUCGGAGGUGUCAGCCUGUCGCAGCGGCUCGGGGUUUGACAUUAAGAAAAGAGCGCGUCCACGCUGCAAAGCGGGGAGAUCCGUCGCGUAUCGAAGGCACCGAUCCUCUCCGAUCGGAGCGGCUCCAGGCGGACACGCAUCAGACCGAGGAUACAUGGAUGCGCACAGACGCGGUGCAAUCGGAAUUCACUUGUCAACCGGUGCAAGGAAUCUCGGGGUGUAAUGGGGAAUACGACACCCAAACCUUUGACAGAUGUGACUCUGCAACCCCGUCCGGUGGCCAGCAGGCAGUACUACAACCUCUCCAACAAUGGGGCCGGCGUGGAGAGAAGGACGUCUGCUUCUCCGGUCAGCGUCAACAUGGAGUCACCGCGAUUUCACCCCCACGCCAAAGGCAAGAACAUCCGGCUGGACGGGCAGCUUCGCCGCGCCACGCGCAAGAACAGCUUCUGCAACGGCAUCACUUUCAGCCACAGGCCCGUCCACCUCUAUGAGAAGGUGCGUCUUCGCCUGAGCGGCGUGCACACCGGCUGGAGUGGAGCACUGCGCUUUGGUUUCACCAGUUUGGACCCCGGCGAACUGACCCCUACAGACAUCCCCAAGUACGCCUGCCCGGACCUGGUGACGCGGCCCGGCUACUGGGCCAAAGCUCUGCCCGAGAGACUGGCCUUGAGGGACAACGUGUUGUCCUUCUGGGCCGACCGCCAUGGACGAGUUUUCUACAGCAUCAACGAUGGAGAGCCCAUCCUCUUCCACUGCGGGCUCAGCAUCGGCUGUCCGCUCUGGGCCAUCAUAGAUAUCUACGGCAUCACGCAGGAGGUCACGCUGCUCGAAAGCACGUUCGCGGAGAGUGUGGGAUCCAGCUGCCUGAGUGCGGCCCGUCUGAGUGCCUAUCUGCCCCAGAGCAGCCACGACUCGGCCAACUACAACAACAAUCAGCUGGAGAACAACCAGGCCGCUGCUGCCAAGAUGGCCAACCUCCAGAUCAAUAACUACGCGCAGCUCACCCCCUGCUGCUCCCCUACCCCGUCCUCCUCCACGCUCUCCUCGUCCGCCUCCACCGGAUUCAGCACCCCGAGGGUGGUCCGGGGCCUUCCUUCCCCGCUGGACAACGACUUGCACUUCCACCCCGUCCGUGGAUCCGACGUGGUGCUCUCCGCGGACCGCUCGGCCGCCUGCAUCCACUUUCUGGACAGCAGCCGGACUCUGGUGUUCAGCGACCGGCCGCUGCACGCGGGUGAGACUCUGUACGUGGAGGUCGGCCACCUGGGCCUUCCCUAUUUCGGGGCGUUGUUGUUCGGGCUGACCUCCUGCGACCCGGCCAGCCUACACGCCGGGGACUUACCGGCGGACCCUGAGGUGCUCCUGGACCGCAAAGAGUAUUGGGUAGUGCACCGGGGCUUCCCCAUGCCUUGCUCCGGAGACGUGCUCAGCUUCAGCCUGCUGCCCAGCGGAGAGGUGCACCACGGGGUGAACGGAGUGGGACGUGGCCGGCUGCUCUGUGUGGACUCCUCUCAGGUCCUGUGGACCUUCUUCACCCUGCACGGGGCUGUCAACAGACUGAGGAUACUCGGAACCGUGCAGUCCAGUCCUCCCUCCUCAUCUCCCAGCACCUCUCAGAGCAGCAGUCCAGACGACAGCGACUCAGACCUGGCGUUCAGCGUCAACAGAUCCUCCUCUGCCUCCGAGUCCUCUCUGGUGACGGCUCCCAGCUCCCCUCUCAGCCUCCCAGUCUCUCCCACUCUCACCGCCUUAGAACUGCCCUCUGCUGGAAAAAACGGAGAAUGCACCAUUUGCUUUGACCAGGACGUGGACACGGUGAUCUACACCUGUGGACACAUGUGCCUGUGCAAUGACUGUGGGCUUAAGCUGAAGAGACAGAUCCAUGCGUGCUGUCCAAUAUGCAGGAGGCCUAUCAAAGAUGUAAUCAAAACAUAUCGGCCCUGAUGGUGCAGAUGUUUAAACAGACGGGCGAGGUGAUUUUCCUUGCCGGAUGCCACCUGUGUCCCCUUGUCAGGCUCGGUUGGACACAGAUUUUGGUCCCAAUCGGAGAUUAGCCCCUCCAGGACAUAAUUGUGCCUGUAUUUCCAUUUUAAGGAUGGAUCACUUCUGGAGAUGCUCGUCAUACGCAGAUUAUGAUGCCGCUCAUCUUAUUACGUCGACUGCUGCAGGAGCUCCUCUGGUUGGUCUGAAAAAAGAAGACCCGUCUCAUGUGUUCCUGCUUUGUAUUUUCAAUGCGAUCUCUCUAGCGUCACAUGUGUUUGCUGAAAUCCUGCUGUAUAUAUUUUGUCGUUAACGCUGUUAUUCUAGCUGUAUAGUAUGUGUGCUUCAGCAGGAUAUGUGGACCGUAGUCUAUGACUUCUAGUGCCUUAGAUUUGUGUCACAUGGUGUGUCCAAGUACUUAUGCUAACAAUCCUAGCCAUAAUUUCAAUGUACGCUAAUGAACGCUUGCGGUUAAAACGAUACAUUGAUAGAGAAUUCAACCAAUAAAAGGUGUACUGAUGGUGGAAUGAUAAGUGUAUACUGAGGCUUGUUUUAGGAAAAGUAUGUUUAGAAAGUACCAAAAUAAAGUAUCUAGAUUUCCACUCAAAUGUGUGUAUUUGAGUUAAUAACAUUUCAUUUUCUAACGUCUUAAGGACGAUGGAAAGCACGUAGUGGUUAGGUCGCAGGUGGCAAAUAACUGAAUACACCUGCGUUCACCUAAAAGGUGAUCCUUCAGCUAACGUAACAGUGUUUGGUUUGUCCAUCUGCUACUGCAGAGACAAAAUGCAACAUGGCGUAGAGCUCACUGUGUAGAUAUAAACUAGACACGGCCGCAAUGAUAUUCUAAUGUUUCUCAGGUAUCCGGUGUGUAAGCAGGCUGUUUGCCCACACUUGUUAGCUGUACGACAUUUUGAGUAAAAAAUGUUGUGUAUAAGUUGUCUUAAGACAGCCCAUAUCUUUCCAAAGCCGUUUUAGCAUGAUGCUGAAGAAGUGCUGGGAGGUUCUAAAUACACACCGAGUCAGUAUUGUUAAACAUCUGCAAAGUUUUGUUGUAAAUUAAAAUUACUGAUGUGGACCAUUUUGGCGCAUAUUUAGCAGUCACACUAUUGUGUCGGUGGUGGCACUAGCUAAACUAAUUUAUUAUAAGAAAUAUAAUUAAAACCUUACUCUUAGUCGCACAAGAGUCAUGGAUAGCUUGCCUAGUUAAGCAAUUUGCUUCAAUAUCAAGCAGUUGGCAGCAUAAAGCAUAAAAAGUACCAACAUUAUUUUUCCAGCAGCCUUUCGUGUCUGCUGAGGUAUUUUCCUGAUCCUACGCGGUGUUUGCUGACAUCCUGGGAGGAGGACAUCUUUGCCUGAGGUGGAAACCAACGUUUAAAUCCGCAAAGUGUGUCCAGUUUUUCAGAAAUAGAACGACCAGCGUUUGUUUAUGUCUGCACUUCCCUAAGACCUGUCGCUUUCUACUAAGGUGCAAAAUACGUCCCCUAGGCUUAAAGUAAAGUUGUUUUCCCUUCUGCACCAUUCCUUCAUCAUUACCGGUUUUAUUGUGGUAGAAUAUGAAUAAAUCCCGUCUUUUCAGUU
Gasterosteus aculeatus aculeatus (three-spined stickleback) is the source of this 3587-nucleotide messenger RNA. It is a transcript of the gene neurl1b, whose product is annotated as neuralized E3 ubiquitin protein ligase 1B. Gene Ontology annotation, molecular function: ubiquitin protein ligase activity. Gene Ontology annotation, biological process: ubiquitin-dependent endocytosis. The record is from RefSeq and is a predicted model, not a curated record. Gene Ontology annotation, cellular component: early endosome. Lineage: Eukaryota; Metazoa; Chordata; Actinopteri; Perciformes; Gasterosteidae.